CCUCCUUAUACUUAUAAGGAGAAGUCAGAAAAACGCGGUACUGUUGCAUGGGUACCCUUGUAAACUUCAUCAAAUUACAAGGGAGCCUGAGAGACAUACGCCUCCAUCGCGUCUCACUGUCUCAUAGCUCGCUGCUCCGUUUCUUCAACAUCAACGUCGAAGAUCUCGGCACCUCUUCAUCGCUGCUGAUGUUGGCCGUCGCGAUCUUCAUCAACAAAUACCCCGGAGUCUUCGCCGCCACAAGUAUCUCCUCCUCCGGCGCCUUCGACCCCCGGUCCAUCGUCAACUCCAUCGUCCUCGCCGUCUCCGGCAUGUCAAUCUCGUCGGAAUCCAACCAUCCAGAUCUUCACCAACACUCCCUUCACAGCACUCUGUCCGUCGUCGGGGACGAAACCUGGCCGGGAGAAAUAUCUUAUAUCCUAUUUGCUGUUUUAAUAUGGUCUAGGUGCGAGGAUAUAGUUUUAACAUCAAUUCGGGGGCUGUUCAAUCACUCUGAGCUUGAUUCAUUUGGCCUUAUCCCGUCAAGCUUGGUAGGUGAAGAUUACACAAAAUCUGUGAAGAUGAGUUCUUUGCAAUUGAAUUUCACCGACCUCUUCAACAACGGAUCAUCCCUCGAUGAGCUCAAUAUGAUUUUCCACUAACUACUGCAAUUGAAUUUUGGGAUGGUGUUGGAGAUGCUCUAAAGAAAGCAAGUGAUGCCAGUUAGCUACUGCAACUAAAGCACUGUAUAGUACUCUGUUCUUGUCCAUCCUUUAGCUACAAGCUGAAGUCUCAUCUACAUUUCAUGCUGAGGAACUCAAGCUAUCAUGUGGAUCUAUUGUUCACAGUAAAAAAAAACUUAUGUAUUCAGUUAUUUACAUGUAACUAUCGGAUUGAUGUAUCGAAAA
Messenger RNA from Fragaria vesca subsp. vesca, 887 nucleotides. RefSeq lists its product as uncharacterized. The transcript is spliced from 3 exons. The coding region runs from base 48 to 641 and encodes 197 amino acids. Lineage: Eukaryota; Viridiplantae; Streptophyta; Magnoliopsida; Rosales; Rosaceae. The record is from RefSeq and is a predicted model, not a curated record.